This is a messenger RNA of Macrosteles quadrilineatus (aster leafhopper), 8156 nucleotides long. It is a transcript of the gene RhoGAP71E, whose product is annotated as rho GTPase-activating protein 20. Gene Ontology annotation, biological process: signal transduction. The record is from RefSeq and is a predicted model, not a curated record. NCBI's taxonomy places the organism in Eukaryota, Metazoa, Arthropoda, Insecta, Hemiptera, Cicadellidae. The coding region runs from base 176 to 1684 and encodes 502 amino acids. The transcript has 11 exons. Gene Ontology annotation, molecular function: GTPase activator activity.
AAUAAGGAUGAGUGAAGAAGGUGUGGUUAUAAUUAUUGAAGAUGGUACAAAUCGUGUGUAAUUUAAUUAUUUAUCCUAAAGACCCUUCUUUAUUAGGAAGAUUUAAUGUGAAAGUAGUUUCUUUAAAAUAAAAAUGGAACAUAGAAAGGUGAAUUAACAUUGGUCGGAGGCAGUAAUGACCAGUUGGGCCGAGAGAAUGCAUCGCAGGGCCGCCACUUUUGGCAAUGUUGUCACCUCGUGUGGACAUCCAUCAGUACCUUACCCUCGUAGACUCGAAAAAGUGAAAUUUGGUGUUCCACUAGAUGAAGUUUGUAAAAAUGACAUACCUGGACCAUUAUUAGUAUUAAUUCUAAAACUGAACAAAGAAGCUCCAUUAAAAAAAGAUGUGUUCCGAGCUCCAGGACAUCAAGGCAACAUGAAGAAGCUUAUUCACUUCCUCCAGACGGGGAGAUUGGUAAACAUUGACAACUUCUCAGUUUACACAAUCGCCUCUGUGCUUAAGAAAUUCCUCCGCAAACUUCCCAACGGAAUCUUUGGUCGCACAAACGAACAACAGCUGUUUACAAUAGUGCAGAUGAACAGUGUAACUGAACAGCGGGACGAGAUUUAUAGGUUGAUCUCUUCGCUGCCGCUGCAUACCCAACGUCUCCUCGUACUGUUGUUUGGAACAUUCAGAGUGAUCGCCACCAACGCUGAGCGUGCUCACACUGGGAUGACAUCAGAGGCUCUCGGAGUGUCAGUGGCUCCAAGCUUCUUCCAAAGCUGCGUCAGUGACGGCAAAACCGCCAAGAUGGAGGACGUUCUGCGAUAUAAAGUUGCGACAAGAAUAAUGAAAUUCCUCAUUGACAAUUUUGGCGAGUGCAAUCUCUUUGGUCGACCCAACUAUGAGUUCUACGCAAGAAUUACGGGUAGGAUACUAAAAGUCGAGGAUGAGUGGAUCUUCAGCUUCAGAUUUCCUCCCGACAAUGUGGGCCGUCAAGUUGCACUCGAGAAUGAGAAAACCUGGUUGCAGUUUGAGUGUGAAAGAUGGGGGUUGAAAUUCAACUUGGAAACAAUGUCCCACCAGGAGGAGAGUCAGUCUACACCAGCUCUCAUACAUGUACCUGAGGCUCUAGACGAGGCUAUGGGAACCUCUCUAGGUAUGAUACCUGAAAACAACCUGCUGGAGAGCUGUACACGACUGUCUAUCAGCCUAGAGGAGAACGGUUUGUUUAAGGGUUCGAGUAGGUCGAGUUCCAGCAGUGCAAGUCACCAUCAUAUGACGUUGGAUGAACUCCGAGCUGUGAACCGAUACGCGGAAUCCACCAAGAGCCUUUCCUACCUGCCUCAGGUCCACGAGAGACAAGCAGCGCGAAUGAGAACCAGAUCCGAGUGGUUCCUCAAUCCUCCGAGUCGUCUAGCCCACUCCAUGGACUCCGACCCCUCCAUCCAUGUUCUCCGAGGAUCUAACAGCCUGAGUUCCGCCACCAACAUUGGAGCUGGGGCUGGAUUGAGUGCGAGCGCAGAAUCAGUCUCCAAGCGACCGAGCGUCCGACGAAACUCUUCCCGCUCUAGACACAACCGUGGCUCUCGGCGCAACAAGGAGAAUGGCGCAAACAAACCUUUGUCCAGAACCUCACACGAGCACGAUGCUCCAACCUCACAAACCAUUCAUGUUACUCUAACCUACAAACCUCGGAUUUAGUGGAGCUGAAUUUGUCUCAUACCUGUCUUCUCCUCAUUCAUCAGAUAUUUUUAGCCUCAUUUUAAAUUCACAAGAGACAUGAGAACAACUUUUAAUCCUUUAGACUGUUGACUGUGUUAAGAUAUUUGUUUCAUCAUUGAUUUGUUACACAAAAUUUGUUAUCGGUUUUGUCGUUUAGCAAGGUCAAUUGCGCCUCUCAUAAACUGUUGUGAUUUUGUAAGAUUUUAUAAAUAUUCUAUUAUUGUUGACUGAAUUUUGUAAAUUUAAAAUAGCAGAAGGUGUUGAUCGUGUGUUGCUAAGUUUUAUAUGUAUUGUGAAAGCUGAUUUUGUAGUCUCAAGAUUUGAUUGUUUUGUAACAUACAUAUUAUCAAUAUUUUUCACUGAAACUGUAGUAUUCCUUUUUUUUCAACUGCAAAAUUACACAAGCAAGUUUUUAGUUAAAUAAUAAAAAUAAUGGUUUAACCACACAAUGUGAUUUUAAUAGAAAAAAAUAAACGUUUUACUGCAAGUAAAAGAUUUUCUCCUGUUGAUAAACAGAUUGAGCAUUUUUCUUUAAUUAGUGUACCAACCCAGCUACAGCAAUAGGUAGCUAAAAAUUUCACCAAACUGUGUUUUAAAUUACCUAAUCAUUAUCUCAUUAACACAUUCGCUGCGGGUGGCUCGGACUCGGGACACGCGUAGCGUCCUGAGCAUGCGCAUGUCCCGGGUCCGAGCCAUCCAACCUUGUUAAACAAAAGCAGCCGGUAUGAGUCUAGUGUUUGACGGAGAACGUUACUACUUGCUGAGCGUGGUCUGUAAAUACAAUAGAAAUCUGUUUUUGCCGCCGCUCCUUAGUUCGGGCGCGCUCCAAUUUUUUGCGGAUUUUUAAGUUCGGGCUUGCCUUAAUGUUAGUUUGAGCUUGUGUUUGGACUUUUUUUAUGUAUUUAAAUUUUUGUUUCUUAGACUAAACUUUGUAAAUUGUUUCUUAGGUUGGUAGUAAAUUUUCCCGUAAAAUCCCCGUCUGGCAAUCUCAAAAAUCUACUUUUUGUCCCGUCUUUUUGUCCAUUUGGCAAUACAAUUCCAAUGGGACCGGCUACGUUCCAAGCAGUGCUGCUAUCUGUGGGUGUUUAGCGAACUAUGUCGACUCUCGUUGUAAAGCAGGACAUCACCACACGUUAUUUGCAAUUCGUUAGACCAAAAUUGGAAAGCCAAUUACAAGCGGCAAUCGGGCUUGUUCGGCGCUGAGGGCUGCUCCACACUGAGAUACGCCCGCCAUUUGACGUGCCGCAGCGAAUGUGUUAAGUUCUUCCAUUGCUAUACUUUGUGUAUGGAUUAUAAAAGCUACUAGUCCUCUUUUGUUUUAAUUAAAUUACAUCGAAUCAAAUUCACUUACACUUUUUGAUCCCUUGAACCCUCUAAGACUGUUUUAUACAUUUAUUAUUACACAGUUUCAUUAGGAAGAAAUGUUUUAUUAAAUAUGUAAGUGAACAUCAUUUUCAGUGAAAUUGCCAGAUUAGUCUCUUUUUUAGAAGCCAAUUCAUAUCUUUCCAUUCCAAAUUUUGAAGUUUGUGGUUGUCAGGUGGCUUGUUCUUCCUUCGACCCAUUUUGUGCACAACUUUCUGUACUUAGAUAGUUUUUUGGACAAUUUUCUAAUCUUUCGGGUAAAAGUUCCUGUUUCUGAGCUUAUUGAUAUUUUACAUACUCUUUCAAGAUUUAAUUAGUUCGCUCAUCUUUGAACUUGAAGUUUUUUUAUGUCAAAAUUUACAUCCAAGAAUUUAGUGGUACUUUUAUAAAUUUAUUGUUAAUAUUUGAUGGUUUAAAGCUUAAGAUUUCAUGUUGUAAAAUGACAAUCUUUGAGAUUGAUUUAAUAUUCAGAUUACAUUUUGUUUGAACGAACAUUAGUAACAACAGGUACCUGAGGUUUACUUUUAGUAGGAUUCAAACUUUAUGACUGCUCUUUCCCUUAUGUUUGAAUGAACAAAAUUAUGUUCGAUAGAGCAUAAAACUGUAUGUUAGAGGUCUGCACAUUUAUUUGCGCAACCAGUUUUGUUCUGGUUGACUAUGCACAAUAUAAAACACAUGUUUUACAAUACAAUUUUAUAGUUUUAUAUGAAGUUUAUUUUGUUAGUGACUUUUUUUUGUAAUUUAUUGCUUAUGCUUAUUGAUUUAUGUUAUUUAAUCAAUUCUUCUGCACUGCUAAGGCCAUACAUGUAUAAGAUAAUACCUAUAAUACAAAAAUUUGUUCUUUAUUCUGUGCUCCUUUUAACCUUGUUAAAACCUAUAUUAACCAUGUUUUGACCUUAAUUUAUUUCAUAAAAUUACACUUUUAAUGUUGCAAUAGCUAUGUUAAUUCACUAAUUUUUACUCGUGACAAAAGUGUAGGCAUACAAGCCCAUAUAAGCGUCAAAUUCAUACCCAAAUCUAGCAGCCCAAAGUUACAUUAUGACAGAAGUUUUUUAAAGCUGAUCAUAAACAUGUCUGAGCUUAAUUUACUGAACAGACUGUGUUUAUUCUCCAAUGUGACCUACACACAACACAUUUGCCAUAUUUAACGUGUGCUUGUCCACAAUUUUGUUUGUCCUAGGACGCUAGACUCAAGCCCGGUAUUGUUUUUCACAUUACUUAAGGCUUGGUCUAGGAGUAAACACAGAUUCUUGUAAUAUGUGUAUGGCCUUUGAAUAGUAUAGUGAAAACACCAUCUAUACCUAGCUUAACUAUUCUAAUAUGUAUUCUGGCACAUUUAAUCUUUGAUUUAUCCACUUAAUAGUAAUAAGUAAAUAAUUUUAAACUGUAUGCUUUGCAGUUUCUAACUGUUCAUUUAUCCUCAGUUUACAGUUUCUUUUAUAACCGAUUUGGCUUUCACUAAUAUAGUUACUUGGGGUUUUAAAGUAUAAGUUAAAAAAUGUUGUAUAAGUCAAAGCUUUGUUUUGUAUAUACCAUGACAUUUCUUUACCUAAUUGUAAAUUUAGUGAAGUUUUUUGAAAACUUAAAAUAUAUAAAUUCUUUUGAACUUGAUUUUUUAAAGAAGUUAAAUAAUUCAAAAUUUCCUUAAUAAUUCUAAACAAUUUAAUCAUUACAAAUAUUUUAAUAUCAUUUUUUAUGCGCACAAUUGCUUAUCUGAUUAUAAUUUUCAUUAAAUAAUAUAUUUGAAUUUGUUUUACAAAGUAUUUAGGCCUAAACUAAAUUUAUUUUUUAUCACCCCAAUUCAUUUUCUGAUCCAAUGUAUGGUAUAUUCCUAUCUUUCUAAUUAAUUUUAUUACUUUCCUUAAAUAUUAUUAAGAUUUAUCACAGAAAAUAAGGUACAGAGGAAACAUGGUUAUGGGACUAUCGUGUGCUUUUAGCUCUAGUAUGUUGAGACGGAAAUAUACUUGUGACAAGCAACGAGCACUGUGCGGAAAUACCUAUCGCACAGGGCAGAGGGUCUUUCUCCACCAUUAGUGUUGUAGUACAUGAUGGCGAGGGGGUGGUGUAGGACUUAGGGCGCCCUAGACACCACUUAAGUGUACCAUUGAAUGUUUCAUCUGUACCUUACUUAUCCGUGGGGUUAUUUAUAUAGUUAUUACAUAAACAAAAACUUAAAACUUUUACACUGUUUUACAAUUUCAAUUAUUGUAUUAUAACAGUACGUUUGUAAUUUAUAGACUGAAAAAUAAUUACCGAUAAAAUGUUUUGCACCAGCCUCUAAACUUUUUUCAAUGUUCAGAGCGUAAAAAGUUGAGUGGAAAAUAAUUAUCUUAAGUUCCUUGCAGUUUGAUCUUCUUAUGAUUUAUUAAUUCAAUGUCUAAAAUAUUAUUAAGUAGCCUACUUGUAUGAACAACGGCGUUGAUAUUGCAAACAUAUCUAAUUACCUAAGUGUUUAUUUUAGCUUGAUCCAAGUAAUAUUCAAAAUGAAAAGUUCUUUUUCAUCGAAAUAUAAAGCACUACACAAUUAUUAUGACUGCUUUGGAAAUUUAUCGUUUGAAUUUGUGCCAAAGAUUGUGUCCUAUGUCAAUUUAUCUUUGCCAACUAGAUCUGAAAGUCAGAAUGCUACUUUUUUACUUACUUAUACUGUACUUAUAAGCCUUAGUCUUAAAAAGCAUAUUAUUUUUCUUAUGUGAUAUGUUUAAAAUGUAUUCUUCUUAGCCAGUUUUAUCUGAACCAAAAUGGCUGUAGUGUUUUACUCAAUGGUUUAGUCAAAUCUCAAAUUGAAAAUCGGCAAAAAGAGUUUGGAAUGUUUACUCAUAUUUCAGUUAUCUUACAAAACAUGUCUCCAAAUUAUUUUGGCAUUUUCGUCACAUCGACUUUAAAGAACACCAACCUUUCUUAUUGUAGUACAUGUAUAUACGCAAAGUUUAUAUUUUUAUACACCACUCUAAGCAAUCAAAAUCAAUGCUGCUAGAAAUUUAAGUAAGCUUAAUAUAAAUUUUCUGAAAAUGUGGAUUAAACUUGAAAAAUGUGUAUAUUGUAGCCUUUCAUAAACAUGAUCCAAAAUGGUGUUUCAGUAUCAUGAAAAUUGUUCAUUACACAACCUUAAAGCUCUUAAAGUUUAAUUUACCUUACGUUUGAACAUAUAUUUUAAAUUUAAAUAAAUGAUAUUUUUCUUAACUUUUAAUCAAAGUGAAAUACAGGAUCAGAUCAAACUAGAAUGAUAAAUGUACAUAACAAGAAGUUGCCCACAAAGACAGUAAUUGAUUUUGUUUGGUUGGAGUUUCAAUUUAGUACAAACUGUAUUUAUAUGUCAACUAUGUAUAUGUCACUAUUUCUUCUGAUAUGCUUAGUUGUAUUUUACAAUAUGUUAUUCACUGGUCCCCUCGGCACUUGAAGUUUUUAAAAGUAGGUGGAGUCUAAGUAAUCAUUUUAAAAUCUAAAUACACAAUAAAGUUGUGUAAAAAAGUUAAAAGAUAAAUUAAGGGCAUUUUGAAAUUUGUAGAGCAAUGCAAAUAAGGCAGCGUGGGGCAGGAAAUCUCUACCUACAAUACAGGCACCACUGGGGGAAAUAAAUCAUCCUCCCAUUCCAACAACCUUGCUUCAUUUUUACGACCCCGUGAGCUCAGCUUCGUACGGGGUACGUUAUGUCCAAUCGUCGCUCCGAUUACACAUGUCCGAUUGUGCCAGUUUAUACUUUAAUCCAGACUGGGUAGCUGAGUGAUUAAAGUACUCGCCUAACAAUUAAAAGGUCGCCGGUUCGAUCGUGAGAAAAGUCAGUAGCUUUUGAUAGUUUGAAACCGGACCCAGCUUUUCCUGAUAAUUGGGCAAAUGAUCCUGACUGAUGAACCAGCUGAUCUUAGUCAGUAACAAAGCUACACAGAUUAUCUCCUCUACACUCAUCCUUCACUCACACUUUUUAGAGAAAAACUAACUCCAAUUGAUUAAAUUACUGUAGAACAAUAUAAUAUCAAUGUUUAAAUAACUAUUUAAGCAUGAUUUACACGUUAAAAAUUAUUUAAACACGAUUUAUACGUCUAAUAUAAAUUUGAUAGCUUGUUAAAAUUUUGAUUGCCAUGUAAUUUGAACACAGGUGGUCGACUUACAAGAUAUUCCAUAUAAUCUUAGAACGUCGUGAUGCUUUUAACAUUCUUAACCUGGAAAUGUUUGAAAAAUUCACAAAUAUUGAAUCAUGUCAAGAUCUAAAAACUACUUGAAAGUACAGCUUGUAAUCAUUCAGGUGCCGAGAAAGACUCAACCAAAGAUCUGUGCGGUUUGCACCACUGCCAGUAGUUAAGUUGUAAGUUUUGCGGCACACUUUACCAUUCCGAUAAUGAGCUGCAUUUCUUUCUUACUACUUUCAGUAUUCUAUACAUUUAUGAUAUUUUACAUUUUUAUUCUCACCUCAAAAUACUUAAGUUGUAUGUGUAAGGUUUGCUAGACUUUUUACUCUGUUCAUUUAUGCUCAAUGUAGCGUAUUGCUGUAAAUUGUUUUUACUGAUUGUUAUGAGUCUUGGAACUGUUUUAGCCUUUUGAUUUAAAUAAAAAUGUGUGAGAAUUUCUAAAUAUGUUUAACAUGUCUCUCAUAUUUUUAUCAGGUUUUUUGUGUGCGCUAUGCACCGAAAGUAAAAAUUAAGGGUUUGAUAUUUAACUCUAAUUUCAAUUUGUUUAUAACAGUUCCAAGAUUAGAUUAUAGGUUUGUUGAAGAACAGAGUUUUCUUGUGGUUGUUUACAUCAGGAAAUCAUAACAAACAACGUGUUAAAUUGCUUGAUUUAGAUAGUUUACCCGUAGAUUAUUCCACUUUAAUGCUGAAAUAUCCUAGUACCAUUUCAUAUUACUUACUCUUACUAACUCCCAUGGCCAUGGAUACCCUAGGUGGUAUUUGGCCUCGCCAACAAGUUGCCUCCAUCCCGCCCUGUUCUCUGGAUCUUCUUGCCUUGCUCUCAAUUUUUUUAAUCUUUCUCCACCUGGUACUUCCACUUCAUAUUUAUGCAUCAAAAAUUGAAAAUAUUUGGCUCAUUACACUUCACUUAAGAUACUUCAAAAUAAUUUAAACUUCCCUGGUUACCACAUAAGCAUCUAGACUGC